AUUACUGGAGGUGGUCGAAGGCAGGAGGCGAAGCCUAGGCAGCCAACCCUGCCACGAUGCUAGUGAAGAAGCAUGCAGCGAAAGGAGGGGGCCGUGAGCCCAGCUCCCAGGACACAAACACCGCUCCCCUACGCUGUGCCUGGCCCUGGCCCCCAUGCGCUACCUUGGCGGCUCUCCUGUCAGUGGUGGCCUUGAUGUCCUGUCUGUACCUGGGGGUGAAAACCAAGGAUCUCCAGGCGAGGAUCGCUGCUCUUGAAUCUGCCAAAGGAGACCCUUCCUUUCAUCUGCUGCCUGAUUCAUUGGAUCAACUUAAGGCAAUGGUGCAAGAGAAAGUGGAGGGACUUCUGGCUCAGAAAUCCUAUGAGCACAUGGCUAAAAUAAGAAUCGCAAGAGAGGCACCCUCCGAGUGCAACUGCCCAGCAGGCCCUCCAGGGAAACGAGGUAAGAGGGGCCGAAGAGGAGAAUCUGGUCCUCCUGGACAGCCUGGCCCUCAGGGCCCUCCUGGUCCAAAAGGUGAUAAGGGAGAACAAGGUGACCAGGGACCUCGGAUGGUGUUUCCUAAAAUCAAUCAUGGGUUUCUCUCUGCUGAUCAGCAGCUCAUUAAACGCCGCUUGAUUAAGGGUGAUCAAGGACAGGCGGGGCCCCCAGGACCUCCAGGCCCCCCAGGCCCCAGAGGGCCUCCUGGGGACACAGGGAAAGAUGGCCCCCGUGGAAUGCCAGGAGUUCCCGGUGAACCAGGGAAACCAGGGGAACAAGGCUUAAUGGGUCCUCUGGGUCCUCCAGGACAAAAGGGUUCUAUAGGACUACCAGGCAUCCCAGGGACGGAUGGACAAAAGGGGGAUCCUGGACUACCUGGAGCUGUAGGACAGAGUGGAAUACCAGGAUCAAAGGGAGAACCUGGAGAACGAGGAGAAAAGGGGGAUGCUGGAGAAAAUGGCCCCAAAGGUGACACAGGCAUAAAGGGUGACCCUGGAUCAUCUGCUGCAGGAAUUAAGGGAGAACCUGGAGAAUCUGGUCGUCCAGGGCAAAAGGGUGAACCAGGGCUUCCUGGGCUUCCUGGACUUCCGGGGAUAAAGGGAGAACCAGGCUUCAUUGGUCCUCAAGGAGAACCAGGCUUACCAGGCUUGCCAGGAACAAAAGGUGAACGUGGGGAGGCAGGGCCACCUGGAAUAGGGGAGCGAGGAGAGCCUGGAGUUCCUGGACCAAAGGGGAAGCAAGGUGAAUCAGGAACUAGAGGCCCAAAGGGGUCCAAGGGUGAUCGUGGAGACAAAGGUGACUCUGGAGCCCUGGGACCAAGGGGUCCACCCGGUCAAAAAGGGGAUCCAGGAGCCACUGAGAUCAUAGACUACAAUGGAAAUCUCCACGAAGCCUUGCAGAGGAUUACCACCUUAACUGUCACGGGUCCCCCUGGACCUCCUGGACCUCAAGGACUACAAGGGCCUAAGGGAGAGCCAGGGUCUCCAGGAAUCCCAGGAGCUGACGGAGAGCAGGGGUUCAAAGGCUCUAAAGGAGACAUGGGGGACCCAGGUAUGGCAGGUGAAAAAGGAGGAAUUGGACUUCCUGGACUGCCGGGUGCCAAUGGAAUGAAAGGAGAGAAAGGAGACUCCGGACUGCCGGGUCCCCAGGGUCCUUCCAUCAUAGGCCCACCAGGCCCACCAGGUCCCCAUGGCCCACCAGGCCCCAUGGGACCUCAUGGACUUCCUGGACCAAAGGGUACAGAUGGCCCUAUGGGACCUCACGGCCCUGCAGGUCCCAAAGGAGAAAGAGGUGAAAAAGGAGCAAUGGGAGAGCCAGGACCCAGAGGGCCCUACGGUCUGCCUGGGAAAGAUGGAGAGCCUGGUCUUGAUGGCUUCCCUGGUCCACGCGGUGAGAAGGGUGAUCUUGGAGAAAAGGGAGAAAAGGGAUUCCGUGGCGUUAAGGGGGAAAAAGGGGAGCCAGGCCAGCCUGGCCUGGAUGGGCUGGAUGCCCCUUGCCAAUUGGGACCAGAUGGAUUACCCAUGCCUGGCUGUUGGCAAAAGUGAUGAAUCUAACCUUCCGAGCAUGAAGUUGUGUAUAUAAUGAUCCACUUUUUAUAUUUAUAGUUACAAUCCAAAUGGCAGAUUUUACAAGUCUGAGAUAUGUUUACAU
Molecule: messenger RNA, 2127 nt
Organism: Elephantulus edwardii (Cape elephant shrew)
Lineage: Eukaryota; Metazoa; Chordata; Mammalia; Macroscelidea; Macroscelididae
Gene: COL25A1
Product: collagen, type XXV, alpha 1
Exons: 37
Coding region: 57-2021 (654 amino acids)
Source: RefSeq, a predicted model, not a curated record